GUAAUGAAAAACAGGUAUACAGGUCACCCAGCUGGUUACUGUUUUGUUAACUUCUCUUCAGAUCAAGCGGCUCUGACGGCUAUGCACAAACUCAAUGGAAAAGUUAUACCUCACAGUCAGCCACCUGUUCGAUUUAAGCUGAACCACAGCAGCACAAGAGGAAAUAACACAGAUAAGGAAUAUUCUCUUUGGGUGGGAGACCUCACCCCAGAUGUUGAUGACUUUGCCCUUUACAAGACAUUUGGCAGCAGAUACAACAGUAUAAAGACAGCAAAAGUGAUAUACGACCCAAAUGGACAAAGCAAAGGCUUCGCUUUUGUACGAUUUUAUUCAGAAGAUGAAUACAAAGAUGCCCUCACUCACAUGAAUGGCUUCAAGGGGUUAGGCCAAAAGCCCCUUAAAGUUAGCUAUGCUGUUCCAAAAAAGCAACAUUAUCCAGGAAUGAAUAAUAUGGGAGGUGACUACAGUCAGUAUUAUGAACAAUACUGGAAUAAUUAUGCAGCCUGGCAAAAUUACGGCACCUACUAUGAUCCCUAUGCUUCAUCAUAUGGUGACUAUGGCAGUGGCUUAGAGGGAGGCAAUGGGGAUUCUAAGGAUUCCUCUAAGGAAGAUUUUGAGCCAGUUGAUUGGUAACCCAUAGAUAGGAGGAUUAGCUAAAAUUGGAACCUUGACACACCAGCUUUAUCCUUCAAUCCUGCUUGCCUAUCGGAUCAGACUCUUUUCUCAUGGGUUGAGAGUCCCGAGUGUUUCUUCUCAAGUUUAAACAUUUAUCUGUAUCAAACUGUGUGGAGUGAAACAAAUUCUAUACUUUGCUGGUAAUUGUAAGUGGCUUUUAUUUAAUCAGUACAGUGGCCAGUUACAGAAUGUUUUAUUGUUUAUAGUACAUUUUGAUUUGUUAAUAAAAAAUAUCAUCUAGACCCAGUUAUAGAGGAAACUCAUCAACAUGAUGAUAUUUCAGGUUGACUCAUAUAUCCUCAUCUUAAUUGUGAAAAAGAUCAUAGAAAAGCUAACAUAUCUUGGUAACAUUUUUUAGUAUACUGUAGUUACUUUUAAAAAAUUAACUUAUUUUAUCUGAUAUGAUAUUUAAAAAAUUCCUUUUGACACACAAGUACGUAUAUGCACACGAGCAAUGGUGUAAACAGUGUGUUCACAACUGAAAGGUUCUGGAGUCAUAUCUUGGGCAGGGAGAGGAUAAGGACAAGUUUCCUUACACCUGUUGCCCUUGUUUACCUAGCAGGAAAUAGGUACCUAGGUAUUGGUCAUCUCUUGUAGGAUGCAACCUUGGGGCAUUGAAAUUCUAAUAAUGAAGAUGGCACACCAUUGUAAUACCUCUGCUCCUGUAUCUUCAAAUAGUCACAUAUACAUAUACAUAUACAUGCACAUGCACACAUAUACAGCACUGUAUAUUUAUAUUUGUGGUUGUUGAGAGCUAUUCAUUAGCACAUUGUGUGUCCAUGUAUGCCAUGAGGACAUUUAACCUCCAUAAUUAGGGUUUGUACUUGUAGAAUUUUUCAUAAGCAGUUUAAAAAUUCUAUUUUUCUCAUCUCUGUUUAUAUAUUUAUUACUUCAUAUAUAGGAUGAAUUUUUUAUAUAACUGUACAUUUGCUUGUUAGAUAUAUGAAUUAGGUGCGAAGUUUUUUUUACAGAGGUGAUAUUGAGUUUUGAGUGAAAUUGCAUAUUUUCCUCUAUACAAAAACAUUAAGGGGUUCCAAAUACUAUAUCCAGCAUGAUAGAGACCUCAUCCAUUUCAUAAAUUUGGCUGUUUCUUAAGAACAAUUUUAAAACAAAAAUCUUGCUUGUAUAAAUGUGCAUAUACAUAUAGUAUAAUAUGAUAUUUGGUACUUAAGAAAUCAUGCUGUUGUAGACAGAUAAUUUAUUCACCAAAAAUAUCCUUGUAUCAUUUAGCUGAAUUUACAUCAGCCAACUCUGUCACUUGUAUUAUAUCACUACUUUACACAUACACCUUCAGUCUCUUCUUAAACCACUUGCAUAAACUCUUAGCACAUGUAAAAUUGACUUAAAGUGCACAAAAAGCCACAGUGAUAUCCAAAUGGACAACCUAAUUGAUUUUGGAAUUGUGGAUUUAUCCUAUGAGGAGAAAUUUGGAACAGUUUCAUCCUGGAGUUCAGAUAUGGUGUUUGGAGUCCUGUUGUAUGAAAUUUUACUCAUGGUUUUAUAAAAGCAACUAACCUAAAAUUACAUCUUCUCAUUAUAUACUUGUAUUCUUUUUUGAUUUGAACUAAUUUCAGGUGUAUCAGAGCUAAUUUACAAAGUAGAAUAAUUACUCUUAUGCUUGUUUUAAGCAUUUAAAAGGUGGCAAAAAUCUCUUCUUUUGUUGAAUACUGUAUAUACUGUACUUUUUUCAUUUCUGAUCUGUUGCUGCUUUAGUUUUCCUGUUCAGAUGAUCUCAGGAUUCUUUACAUUAUUAUUAUUAUUAUUAUUAUUAUUAUUAUAUUUAGUACUAAAAGCAAGGGGCUAGUAACCCCCUUCUCCUGUAUACAUUACUAAAUUUAAAAGGAGAAACUUUCGUUUUUCCUUUUGGGCAACCCCGCCUUGGUGGGAUACGGCUUGUUUGUUGAAAGAAGUUUAGUACUAAAAUGUCUUAAUAAAUAGGCUAAUUUAUACUAAUAAUUUCAAAAGUGGGAAUGUUAAGAAAUUUAUUCAGUUGUGAAUAAAAAUUUAUUUUACAUUUGUUCAGCAUUUCAGGAUGACAUCAAAAUAUCUAAAUUUUGUGCUAUUUUCCAAAAAUUAUUUUUAUUGCAGUAGCUUACCUUUGUGUGUUAAGUGUACACCAGUUGCUCUUUCAUUAAAUAAAGUGCUGCUGUGUGUGUUCAUUUUUUGCUGAUUUACUUUUAUCUGUUACCAUAGCAGAUUUUAUUGGUUUAGUUAUUCAUUUUCGUUUUUGAAUUUACACAUAUUUGUGGAUAAUUACUUUUAUUAAAAUAAGGACCCUGUAAACAUCAAUAAAGUUGGGAAGUAACAUUA
Messenger RNA from Cherax quadricarinatus, 2985 nucleotides. NCBI's taxonomy places the organism in Eukaryota, Metazoa, Arthropoda, Malacostraca, Decapoda, Parastacidae. The record is from RefSeq and is a predicted model, not a curated record.